Messenger RNA from Saccharomyces paradoxus, 165 nucleotides. NCBI's taxonomy places the organism in Eukaryota, Fungi, Ascomycota, Saccharomycetes, Saccharomycetales, Saccharomycetaceae. The record is from the annotation of a RefSeq genome assembly.
AUAUUUGUUAGGUAUAUAAUUAUAUAUAAUGUAAUACGGGUAAACAUUACCCGUUGUUCACGGGCAAUGUUUACCCUAUUGUAUAUAAUUCUUAAUAAAUAUACUUACCUCUUUAUAAAUAAAAAUUAUAAUUCAAAUUUAAUUGUAGAAUAUUUAUUAUAUUAA